This is a messenger RNA of Cutaneotrichosporon oleaginosum, 690 nucleotides long. RefSeq lists its product as uncharacterized. Lineage: Eukaryota; Fungi; Basidiomycota; Tremellomycetes; Trichosporonales; Trichosporonaceae. Gene Ontology annotation, biological process: tRNA 5'-leader removal. Gene Ontology annotation, cellular component: ribonuclease MRP complex; nucleolus; multimeric ribonuclease P complex. The record is from RefSeq and is a predicted model, not a curated record. Gene Ontology annotation, molecular function: ribonuclease P RNA binding; ribonuclease P activity.
CACUCCUUCCCCAUGGUCCGCUUCAAGUAUCGCCACCUCCUCGUAGAGUUCCUCGACCCCGCGUCGCUAUCGCCUCUUCCAUCCCUCCCCGACAAGCUGCCAGAUGCAGAUGAGGUGGAAGGCGAAGAGUGGGAGGGGGAGGAGGAGUUAGCCCGCAUCCCCGAUAUACCAUUCGUCCUGCCGCUCAAUCCCACACAACCGUUGUUGGGCGACGACGGCUCUAGUGCCGUGUAUAAGGCCGUCAGGAGCAUGUGUCAGAGCGUGUUUGGGGAUGAAGGAUGGGGGCGGGUGUCCAGUAGUUUCAAAGUGUCAUAUCACUCGCCGCUUACCACUCUCACAAUCCUGCGCGUUGCGCGUCCGCACUACCGCCUUCUUUGGGCGGCCAUCACGCUCCUGACCUCCAUCGGAGGGGUUGCAGUUCUUCCUCGCGUCGUCGCUGUUAGUGGGACGAUCAAGAAGCUCCAGGCCGCUGCGAUUGUGCACCACCGGCGCGUCACAGCUGCGGCAGUUGCGGCGCUGCUCAAAGAGGGCGUCAAGGGCGAGGCGGACAGGGAGGCGCUAGAGAAGCGCUGGGUGGCUGAACGCGAAGAGGUGGCCCGCCUCGAAGCGCCGGAAUAGUUGUAUGCAUACGGGACUAACAGUGUACAACAGAUCCUAUCCUACAGUCUAUGUCAUCGCUUGGUCGUACAA